AUCCUGACCGCGUACCGGGUGUUCAUGGAGCGGCUGCUCACCCUCCUGGGGGCUGAGCAUGUGGAGCAGAAGGCCCGGGAGAUCUUGGAGCUGGAGCAGCACCUCGCCAAUAUCACAGUGUCUGAGUAUGACGACAUGCGGAGGGACGUCAGCAGCAUGUAUCACAAAGUGACCUUGGGUGAGCUGCAGCGCAUCACCCCCACGCUCAAGUGGAAGCGCUUGCUGGACCGCAUCUUCCAUGACAACUUCUCGGAGGAGGAGGAGGUGGUGCUGCUGGCCACAGACUACAUGCACAAGGUGUCUGACCUCAUCCGCGUGACGCCCAGCAGGAUCCUUCACAACUACAUGCUGUGGCGCAUCGUGGUGGUGCUGAGCGAACACCUCUCCACCCCCUUCCGUGAUGCCAUCCAUGAGCUCUCCAAGGAGAUGGAGGGCAACGAGAAGCAGCUCGAGCUGGGCAAGAUCUGCCUGAGCCAAGCGAACAAGCACUUCGGCAUGGCCCUGGGUGCCCUCUUCGUUGAAGAGCAUUUCUCCUCUGCCAGCAAGGCAAAGGUGCAGCAGCUGGUGGAGGACAUCAAAUACAUCCUGGACCAGCGCCUGGAUGAGCUGGACUGGAUGGAUGAGGAGACACGGAGAGCGGCCAGGGCCAAGCUCCGGUACAUGAUGGUGAUGAUUGGGUACCCAGAUUUUGNCAUCCCCCCUGAUGUGGCCAUGCCCCUCCAGUUUGAGGUGGAUGAGAAGACCUACUUCAAGAACAUCCUCAACAGCAUUGCCUUCGGCAUCAGGCUCUCGGUGAAGAAGAUCCGGCAGGAGGUGGACAAGUCUGCGUGGCUGCUGCCUCCCCAGGCGCUGAACGCCUACUACCUGCCCAACAAGAACCAGAUGGUGUUCCCCGCUGGCAUCCUGCAGCCCACCCUCUACGACCCCGAGUUCCCGCAGUCGCUGAACUAUGGCGGGAUUGGCACCAUCAUUGGGCAUGAGCUGACCCACGGUUAUGACGACUGGGGGGGACAGUACGACCGGCACGGGAACCUGGUGCACUGGUGGACGGAGAGGUCAUACAGCAAGUUCUUGAAGAAGGCGCAGUGUAUCGUCAACCUCUACGACAACUUCACUGUCUACAACCAGCGGGUGAAUGGCAAACACACACUGGGGGAGAACAUCGCUGACAUGGGGGGGCUCAAGCUUGCCUACUACGCCUACCAGAAGUGGGUGCGGGAGCACGGCCCUGAGCACCCCUUACACCACCUGAAAUACACGCACGACCAGCUCUUCUUCAUCGCCUUCGCUCAGAACUGGUGCAUCAAGCGACGAUCCCAGUCCAUCUACCUGCAGGUGCUGACAGACAAGCAUGCCCCGGAGCACUACAGGGUCCUGGGCAGCGUCUCGCAGUUUGAGGAGUUCGGACGGGUUUUCCACUGCCCCAAGAACUCGCCCAUGAACCCGGCACACAAGUGCUCA
Phaethon lepturus (White-tailed tropicbird) is the source of this 1461-nucleotide messenger RNA. RefSeq names its product endothelin converting enzyme-like 1 (gene ECEL1). The record is from RefSeq and is a predicted model, not a curated record. Gene Ontology annotation, molecular function: metalloendopeptidase activity. The transcript is spliced from 15 exons. Gene Ontology annotation, cellular component: plasma membrane. NCBI's taxonomy places the organism in Eukaryota, Metazoa, Chordata, Aves, Phaethontiformes, Phaethontidae. The annotation marks the transcript as partial. Gene Ontology annotation, biological process: protein processing.